AUAUCUCUAUUUUACAGUUUUUUCAGUAGACUACUGGAACCACGUUCCGUAGAAGUCCUACGUUAGAAUGAAGCCCUUGCGAAAUAAUGAAAACUCACCAAAUAAUUCCAUCAGCAUCGAACUCAGUUUUGACGAGGACACGCAGGAAAAUCUUGGCCUGGAUUCCGGUUGGGCUUGGGUCGUUCUCGCAGCUGCAACCGUGGCAGUGGCUACUUCUACUUCAAUGAAUGCGACUUUCGGGUUUCUCUUCGGCCAAUUUCUAACUGACAUGGGCGCGGAUUCUACGUCCAUGGCGAUAGUUUUGGGCGCUUCGAGUGCCAUUUUCUCCCUUGGACUGUUCGUCUCCGGCCCUUUAUCAAAACUGCUGCCGACACGAGCAUCGUGCCUCGCUUGCUCCCUGGUGAUGACUUCAAGUCUGGUUUUGCUCUCGCAAGCGGUUCAUGUGUGGCAAUUCGUCGCCAUAUUUUCAGUAGCUUAUAGCUUGGCAUCCGGCACAAUAUUUGGUCUCAGUUUCCUGCUCGUCAACCAAUAUUUCGACAAGCGAAGAGGACUCGCCAUGGCUGUAUUCUUCGGGUUUUCGUCCAUCGGAAGAAUGAUUUUGCCUUUGAUGUCUGCAGCCCUUUUGCCGAUGAUGGGCAUCAAUAAUACUAUUCUCGUCAUUGGUGCUGUUUGGGCAAUCACGAUCCUGGCAGCUGCAUUGCAUAGGCCGUACCAAAAGCCGAAACCUCUCCCGAUUAUCAGCUCAUCGUCGGAUGUUAAGCUCGCGGAUGGGUCUCGAAUUGAUCCAGUGUUCAUAAACCCGAAGAAAACUGUUGAACUUGAGAAAAAUGAAAAUAGAAGUCUCAAAGUUUGUGAUGGAGAGUCCGAAGCAUACACGAAUGCCGGGUACAUCGAAAACGAAAUUACGCCUCAAUUCGAAGACCGGAAAACGGAAGAGAAAGCUGAGCAGCAAUCUGAGACGACCACAGAAAACACCCAAGAACAAAACGGUGAAACUGAGAGGUCAAAAGGAUGCGGUUCGUCACUCAGCCUGUUCCGCCACUUGAAUUUUGAGCUGUUUCGGAAUCCAAUUGCACUGCUCAUCAUGUUCUCAGAGUGUUCUUCAUGGACUGCAAUCAAUCACAUUUCUUACAUGAUAAGUGUGAUGACGAGGGAACACGGUUUCACGAAUGCUGAAAUUGGCACUUUCAUGGUCAUCCCGGCGGUCAUGGACCUGAUCGCCAGGAUGACGGUGCCUCUGAUGCACGACAAAAAUUGGCUGCACCCGAAAACUGCAUACAGCUUCGGUUUGCUGUUCAUGGCGGCGAGUGCUUUUGGGUUCCCUGUAGGACCCCGAACGUCUUGGGCGAUCAUGCUGUGCUGCGGCCUUUUCGGAUUCGGACAAGGCUGUUCAGUUUCGCACUUCGGCCUGGUCGCAGUUCGCUAUUGCGGACUUCCGCAAUUGCCUUCCAUGCGAGCUUUCAGCGGGAUGUUACCGGCAUUCUUCAUCAUAGCUUUCGGUGGCAUCAUCGGAGCGUUGAAAAAUGUGACGGAGUCUUACGAGACGGGAUUCUAUGCUGUUGGAGCGUUUUCAAUAAUUCCUGCACUUUUGUGGUGGUUCUGCGAGCCAAGAUUCAGUCACUCGACAGAAAACUCCAAAAUGAAAUCUGAUGGAGACUGAAAUGCACACCAAAUGCCUCCGUGCCGAAUGGAAGUUUGAAAGGGAUUGAAUUUCAAGGACGAAAAUCUAGAAAUAUUUUCGGCCGUUGCCUGCGUCCGAGCAAUUUUUUUUAUCGUUUAGAACCCGGUCACACAUGCAACACUUGAAAAGUGUUGGUUUGAAUAUCCAGCAAAAGGUUGUGUUCAACAUUUUCUAAUACUGUACUGUACUAUAGCUUUUGUGGAUUUGUUUGACUUCUUGAACCGCAGUGAUAUGUUCCCCAAUUUGCAUCUACCAUUGCCAUUGAAUGUACAUUAUCUUGCCUGCGAGAGCAAAUGAAAACUUGUGAUAUUGGAACGAAGA
Molecule: messenger RNA, 2002 nt
Organism: Notodromas monacha
Lineage: Eukaryota; Metazoa; Arthropoda; Ostracoda; Podocopida; Cyprididae
Source: the annotation of a GenBank genome assembly